UUCGCUUUUAGGCCGUUAUAUAAAUAAAGAGUUUGCGUGGUUGUGAAUCGAACGUUUCAGGAAAGAGAAAAAAUAAAAAAAAGAACUCUCUAAAGUUGCUCCGCUCGGUACAAGGUUGGAUUUAUUGAUCGGUUUCUUUCUUAAUUUUCCUUCACCGCCAUUGCAUUUGAUCAAAUUUACCUUCUUCUCUCCCCUCUCGAGUUUCAAUCCUUCUGAAAAAUAUGGGUUCCUCUUCUCUGUCAGAAAACUGUAAGCAACAAGAUAAUAAUGGUGGGAAAUUCGUACCCAACAAAGAGGACGUACUGCAGAGACAUGUAGCCUUCUUUGACAGGAAUCACGAUGGCAUUGUUUAUCCUUGGGAAACUUUUCAAGGUUUUCGUGCGAUCGGGUGUGGCAUCAUGUUGUCCACAGUCAGUGCCUUUCUCAUCAACGCGGCCCUCAGUCGAAAGACUCGCCAGGGAAAGUUCCCUUCUCUGCUUUUCCCAGUUGAAGUUAAAAACAUCCAUAAAGCCAAACAUGGCAGUGACUCAGGAGUCUAUGAUACUGAAGGAAGGUUUGUUCCGUCGAAAUUUGAAGAAAUCUUUGAGAAGCAUGCCCAUACGCAUCCAAAUGCGUUGACGUCAGAUGAACUGAUGGGCAUGCUAAAGGCUAAUAGGGAUCCCAAGGAUUAUGCAGGAUGGUUUGCUGCCUAUACAGAAUGGAAGAUCUUAUAUGUGCUUUGCAAGGACAAAAAUGGUUUGUUGCACAAGGAUACAGUUAGAGCUGUUUACGAUGGAAGCUUGUUUGAACGCAUGGAGAAGGAAAACUCCGGCGGAGACAAAAAGAAAGAUGUUGUCUGAAAAAAUUUGGCAGAUUGUAUAGUCUGGUGUUGUCCAUUUAGCCGUGCCCGGUGGGUAAUCGGAAGUAUAACGGUGUUUAUAUUGAGCAGUGUAUGUUGAUAUUGUUUAGAGAUUGUGGAUGUUGUUUGUUA
Pyrus x bretschneideri (Chinese white pear) is the source of this 970-nucleotide messenger RNA. RefSeq names its product probable peroxygenase 4. The record is from RefSeq and is a predicted model, not a curated record. The transcript has 7 exons. Gene Ontology annotation, molecular function: calcium ion binding; monooxygenase activity. NCBI's taxonomy places the organism in Eukaryota, Viridiplantae, Streptophyta, Magnoliopsida, Rosales, Rosaceae. Bases 222 to 839 code for a protein of 205 amino acids.